This is a messenger RNA of Camponotus floridanus (Florida carpenter ant), 2038 nucleotides long. It is a transcript of the gene beta3GalTII, whose product is annotated as beta-1,3-galactosyltransferase 6. NCBI's taxonomy places the organism in Eukaryota, Metazoa, Arthropoda, Insecta, Hymenoptera, Formicidae. The transcript is spliced from 2 exons. Gene Ontology annotation, biological process: glycosaminoglycan biosynthetic process. The record is from RefSeq and is a predicted model, not a curated record. Gene Ontology annotation, molecular function: UDP-galactosyltransferase activity. Gene Ontology annotation, cellular component: membrane. The coding region runs from base 587 to 1600 and encodes 337 amino acids.
AUGUAUAUUUCGGUGCUACAUUCUUUGAAUAAUUGCUAUAGAUAACACGUUACGGUGACGUCAUGUAUCAUAUGUCAGUUCUAACCCAACCUAAGCCUAACUUAACCCUAUUUGAACGGCAUCAAUGAUUGUUCGAUCAGCUGAUUACAGUACACAGCUGAUCAUUAGCAAGGAUGUGUACAAAUUUGCCUGCAUAUUUACAUCCGUGUGACGAUAAUUCGAGCCUAGAAAUUAUUUUAAUGUAAACGAAAAGUUGAAAACGAACAAUUACUUUACUUUGAUAGUAUACUUUUUGUACAUUUCUUUUAAAACGAAAUGAAUGUGUAUUGACUUGGAACAUAAGAGGAGACAAAUUGUACAAAAUGCGAAUAAAAUAAGCAGGCCUAUCUCUAUCUCUGUCUCUAUCUCUUCCGGACUUAAUUCAUGUUAUAAAUCAAGAGUUGUAUAAGUAUGCUACGUCGCGCGAGCGCAUUCUAAUCAAGGCAAAAUUCACAAAUAGGAAUUUGUGAGUGUGAUAUUGCAUUCUUCGGUGUAUUUUUCAAUCCUGGAAAAUUUCAGAAUCGAUCUUUAUCAUUGACUUGGGCUCAUGACACAUUUACGGCUAAAUUCUAUGCCCAAGUUCCAAUCGAUGACCCGCAGAAAGUUUUUCGCCCGGACGAACGUGAUGAUAUUCUUCGUGCCGGUCGUGCUCAUAUUGGUCUUCCUGUGCGCGCGUUAUCCAGCUCGAGAAUGCUCGCCGGAUGAACAGAUGAUUCUGGACAGUAAGCCCAAGUACCGGCUCAUUAUUCUGAUUCUCAGCAGUCCGGACAACCUCGAGCGCCGGGACACCAUCAGGAAGACCUGGUUGGCCGAUCGUGGCCACGAUGCCAUGAUGAGACAUUUCUUCGUCGUCGGCACCCAGGACAUCCUGCCGGAGCAAAGGAACACCUUGCAGUCGGAAAAGGAGAAGUUUGACGAUCUGUUGCUGUUGCCUCGAUUGCAAGAUUCCUAUGGCAUAUUGACAAAGAAAGUUCUUUACGCUCUUAAAGGCAUCUAUGAGCGUUACAACUUUGAUUUUUUGUUAAAAUGCGAUGAUGAUUCUUAUAUCUUGGUGCAUAAGAUCUUGAAGGAGCUAGACAGGUGGCAGAACAAAGGUACUAGAAGAGAGCUCUAUUGGGGUUUCUUUAAUGGACGAGCGCAGGUGAAGAGAAGCGGUCCCUGGAAAGAGACAGAUUGGAUCUUAUGCGAUUAUUAUCUUCCUUAUGCCUUGGGUGGCGGAUAUGUCUUGUCUUACAAUCUCGUCAAGUUUAUCGCCAGUAAUGCAGAUAUCCUAAAACUGCAAAAUUCUGAAGACAUCUCUGUAGGUCUUUGGCUGGCACCAUUGGCGAAUAUUGAAAGAAAGCACGACGUACGUUUCGAUACCGAAUAUAGAUCGCGCGGUUGUUCCAAUCAGUACAUAAUCACGCACAAGCAAACUAUUCAAAAUAUGAGGAGUAUGCACGAGUAUUAUCAGGCCUCCGGAGCUCUAUGUUCCAAAGAAGAGAAGAAUCGCAUGAGUUAUCAGUACAAUUGGACUGCGCCACCAAGUCAAUGCUGCAACAGACAAUCCGGAAUCCCUUAAUAUAAAAGAAAAAAGAUUUCUGCAAUAUUCUAGUCUGAUUUUUUGAGACUUGCUCAAAAAAAAUAUACUUUUUAUUUCAUAUAUUUAUAAUGAUAUGCCAUACAAGAACAUUUUAUUUAUAUUCUAUCUUAUAUAUUUGUUAGAAUAGUUAUAGAUAAAUAUUAAAUGCCAUAAAAUAAUCAUAUACUUUUCUCAAAUUGUAUUCUAAACAAUAUUAUUGAAUACGGAGAGACAGUUGCAGAUUGCAGUCGCGAUUUUCCUUUUAAAGGAUUAAAAUGAGAAUUAUGAAUUUGAAGUUGACUCGAGCAUUAUUGUAUCAUAGCAUGCUAUUAAGCAAAAACGCGCUUGUAAAUACAUUCUGUAAAUACUUAGCAAUGGAUAGAUAGACAUAGACAAGAUAAGCUUCGAUGAAUCAAAUAUAUUUUUUUUAAUCAUAUA